Messenger RNA from Rhincodon typus (whale shark), 1768 nucleotides. RefSeq names its product slit homolog 1 protein-like. The record is from RefSeq and is a predicted model, not a curated record. The transcript is spliced from 7 exons. The annotation marks the transcript as partial. NCBI's taxonomy places the organism in Eukaryota, Metazoa, Chordata, Chondrichthyes, Orectolobiformes, Rhincodontidae. Gene Ontology annotation, molecular function: calcium ion binding. Gene Ontology annotation, biological process: axon guidance.
AUGCGAAUGUAAUUCUGGAUCUGUCAGAGAUAACUGCAGCGUUGCCGUUGACAACUGCCAGGAGCACAAGUGUCAGGGAAACAGUGUCUGCAUCGAUGGAAUCAAUGGUUAUACCUGUUUGUGCUCGGAAGGUUACAGUGGCCGUUUCUGUGAGCUCCCCUCCCAGGCUUCCUCAGACUCCGUCCAAUGUCAGCUGCAAGAUUGUCUCAAUGGUGGGGUGUGUGUGAACAUUGGUGCCCACACCCUGUGCCAGUGCCUCCCUGGCUUUGGAGGGUCACGCUGCGACAAGCUGGUCAGCGUCAACUUUGUGGAUCGGGACUCCUACCUCCAGUUCACCGAGCUCAAGAACUGGCCCCGUGCAAACAUCUCACUGCAGGUCUCGACUGCAGAAGAUAACGGGAUCCUCCUCUACAACGGAGACAAUGACCACAUCGCAGUUGAACUUUACCAGGGUCACGUGCGGGUCAGCUAUGACCCUGGCAGCUACCCGAGCUCUGCCAUCUACAGCCUGGAGACGAUCAAUGAUGGACAUUUCCAUACAGUCGAGAUUGUGACCUUGGACCAGAUGGUAAACCUCUCCAUUGAUGGUGGAACCCCCAAGAGCAUGGAGAGUUCUGUCAAACAGUCAACACUCAACCGUGAGACACCACUUUACAUUGGAGGGAUGCCCAUCGAUGUGAAUUCUGCAGCAUUCCGGCUCUGGCAGAUCCAGAAUGGAUCCAGCUUCCAUGGGUGUAUUCAGAACCUCUACAUCAACAACGAGCUCCAGGAUUUCACCAAGACCCAGAUGAAGGCUGGCGUGGUGCCAGGCUGUGAGCCCUGCAGGAAGAUCGUCUGCCUCCAUGGUAUCUGCCAGCCUCGGGCAGAGUCAGACCCUGUCUGCCACUGUGAGCCGGGCUGGCUGGGACCUCGCUGCGACCAGCCACUUGGUGAUCCAUGCCUGGGACACAAGUGCGUGCACGGACGCUGUGUAGCACUGGACCGGGUGACUUACCGCUGUGAGUGCGAUAAGGGACACAAGGGAGCACUCUGCAACCAGCAACAGGAGCUGUUUAACCCCUGCAAGAGGUUGCAAUGUGAGCACGGUCAGUGUCAGAUCUCUGAGCUGGGAGAAGCCAAGUGUGAGUGUGAAGAUGGUUACACCGGAGAUCUCUGCAACCAAGAAGCGGAGUGUCGAGGGGUGCCCGUGCGCGAUUAUUACCAGCUCCAGAGGGGCUACACCAUCUGCCAGAGCACUCGGCGUGUCUCCUGGGUGGCGUGCCAGGGAUCGUGCCAGGGUCAGGGUUGCUGCAUCGAGCUGAGGGUGAAGAGACGGAAAUACACCUUCGAGUGCAGCGAUGGCUCGUCCUUCACCGAGGAAGUGGAGAAAAGCACCAAGUGCGGCUGUACCCGGUGCCUGUAGCUUCCACCGACCCCCUGCCCAACAGAGUAUAUUAUAUAUAAUUAAAUAAAAACACACCCCGUCAACAACAUUGCAAAUCAGCAAGAUCGACAGAGGACGGUGACUUAUUUGUACAAUUAAACUCGUUUGAAACAGCCACAGAAAAUAUAAAGGAAGAGAAUCAUCUGAUCCGGACCUGAGAUAGAAACGUACAUUCAGAAGAGCAGAAACUGCCGAGUUACUUUGACAGAGCUGGAACAUCAUGGGUCCGGGCCUGGGGCUACAGGCAGCAGCACCAAACCAAGGGGAAAUCUUGGGAGAGGAGCAAACACAAUCCAGGAUGCUAACACUGUCUGUCACUUGUCUAUCUUACAUUCUUGUCUGAUG